AAUUCUGAUGUGCUUCAGUGCACCGAACGCUAACAGAUGAGCUGCUUUUGGGGAGAGCUGGAGCGCUCAGUCGGUCAGUAGUACAGUAGCAGGCUCACAUGUGCGGAUUGUUCCUGUGAGGAAUAUCAUCAUGGGCUCUACUGCUACAGAAAUUGAAGAAUUGGAAAACACCCCUUUUAAGUAUCUCAUAGGAGAACACACUGAAAAAAUGUGGCAACGCCUGAAAGGAAUACUAAGAUGCUUAGUGAAGCAGCUGGAAAAAGGUGAUGUUAACAUCGUAGACUUAAAGAAGAAUAUUGAAUAUGCAGCAUCUGUGUUGGAAGCUGUUUAUAUUGAUGAGACGAGAAGACUGCUGGAUACUGAUGAUGAGCUCUGUGACAUUCAGACGGAUUCAGUCCCAUCUGAAGUACGGGACUGGCUGGCUUCUACAUUUACCCGGAAAAUGGGGUUAAUGAAAAAGAAAUCUGAGGAAAAGCCAAAAUUUCGAAGCAUCGUGCAUGCCGUGCAAGCUGGAAUUUUUGUGGAAAGGAUGUACAGAAAGUCCUAUCACAUGGUUGGUUUGGUAUAUCCAGAAGCUGUCAUAAUAACAUUAAAGGAUGUUGAUAAAUGGUCUUUUGAUGUAUUUGCCUUAAAUGAAGCAAGUGGAGAGCACAGCCUGAAGUUUAUGAUUUAUGAACUGUUUACCAGAUAUGAUCUUAUCAAUCGUUUCAAGAUUCCUGUUUCUUGCCUAAUUUGCUUUGCAGAAGCUUUAGAAGUUGGUUACAGCAAGCACAAAAAUCCUUAUCACAAUUUGAUUCAUGCCGCUGAUGUCACUCAAACUGUGCAUUACAUAAUGCUUCAUACAGGUAUCAUGCACUGGCUCAAUGAACUGGAAAUUUUAGCAAUGGUCUUUGCUGCUGCCAUUCAUGAUUAUGAGCAUACAGGAACCACAAACAACUUUCACAUUCAGACUAGGUCAGAUGUUGCCCUUUUGUAUAAUGAUCGCUCAGUCCUUGAGAAUCACCACGUGAGUGCAGCUUAUCGGCUUAUGCAAGAAGAAGAAAUGAAUGUUUUGAUAAAUUUAUCCAAAGAUGACUGGAGGGAUCUUCGGAACCUAGUGAUUGAAAUGGUUUUGUCUACAGACAUGUCAGGUCACUUCCAGCAAAUUAAAAAUAUAAGAAACAGUUUGCAGCAGCCUGAAGGGAUUGACAAAGCCAAAACGAUGUCCCUGAUUCUCCAUGCAGCAGACAUAAGCCACCCAGCCAAAUCCUGGCAGUUGCACCACCGAUGGACCAUGGCCCUGAUGGAGGAGUUUUUCCUACAGGGAGAUAAAGAAGCUGAAUUAGGACUUCCAUUUUCCCCACUCUGUGAUCGGAAGUCAACGAUGGUGGCCCAGUCACAAAUAGGUUUCAUUGAUUUCAUAGUAGAGCCAACAUUUUCUCUUCUGACAGACUCAACAGAGAAAAUUAUUACUCCUCUUAUAGAGGAAGCCUCAAAAGCAGAAACUGCUUCCUAUGGGUCAAGCAGACGAUCAAAUAUGAAGGGCACCAUGAAUGAUGGAACCUAUUCCCCAGACUACUCCCUUGCAAGCGUGGACCUGAAGAGCUUCAAAAACAACUUGGUGGACAUCAUCCAGCAGAACAAAGAGAGGUGGAAAGAGUUAGCUGCACAAGGUGAACCUGAUCCGCAUAAGAGCUCAGAAGAUCUAGUAAAUGCUGAAGAAAAACAUGCUGGUACACGCUCAUAGGUUUGAAAUACAUUAAAAGCUUCUGUCAUUUUAAACAUGAGAGGAUAAUGAGAACAGGAUAAAAACAUCCUAAAUCCUCAGCUUUCCACAAAGCUAUGUUCUCCUUUUUCAGCACACACCUGGAUCAGGCCAUUUUAAUGGACUCCUAUAUAAGAAACUAACAAGAAGAACAUAAAUUCUGAGCUAGUAACUCUGGCCAAACAUAUUCAAAGUUGCCAUUUUUCUUGGCCAGUGCUUCUGCCAUUGUCUUUCCUCCAAAAGACAAGCUUGGAGGAAAUGUUUUGAUUGUUUUCGUCCAGCUUUUUCAAUCAAGCCAGAGAAAUUUUUAAGACAAAAGUUAGAUAGUUUAAAUUGUCAUCACUUUGAAUGAGUAAUAGUAUGGUGACUAUGUGAUAACACAUGCAAAAGAUGAGGCCUUUUUAAAAUUUACUUCCUUGUGUUGUUUUAUGCAGAGUUCUGUAACUACAAAUAUUUCAAGGUUUUAAGUAAAAGGAAAGCAAAACAAAAUUAUGGGAAAAAAUUUUUUGCAGCCCUGAAGAACAGGCUAUUUAGAUUCCUUUAAAUACACGGGAGCAGCAUGAAAGGAAGGACUGUUCAGAAGCUGUGGCUGAAGUCCUGUGACGACACCGGAGCUUUACCCUGGUCCCACCACCUGAGGACCACUUCGUUGUAACUGUCAGGCUGGGAAACUGCAUUGAAUCCUGUCCCUGGAAGCAGCGGACCAACUUUCUUCCAUCCCUUUGGUUUCAAAGUAUGAAUACAUCACCCGCAUGGGUGUCCUCACAAUGCAAGUCACACGUUACCUACAGUCCCAGAUAACAAGAACCUUCAGCCAUUGUUGGAGACAGACGUUAGUGCUCAGAAUGGAAUUUGUCUUCUGGUGUGUUGAUCCCAUUAGAACACAACAAAAUAUAUUAUAGGCCAAGGGAUAAGUGACAAGUGUGUGUGUGUCUGUACUUAAAAAUAUCUAUGAAAAUGGAAGGUCACACUCUUCUGUACAGAUAAUAUUAUUUGGUGUGACUUUAUAAUCUUCCUACACAGAAAUGAACUGCACUCUUGGAGAGACUGCCUCCUUGUCAUGUUUUGCCUGAGCAUGUGCAGAGCCCUUCCUUUGCUCCAAACUGAAGAACUACUUUUAUUUGUAUUAGCUGACAAGAAAGGUCAAGCACAAUUAGGUGUUGUAACUUUUCACUGUGCAAACACUUCAGUGAUUUUGAGAUGAAUCUUCCUUUGUGAAAGGUAGAGACUAGAUGGAAAAAAUCAAGAGUAGCCAUCAAUUAAAGAAUAAAGCGAAGGAGGGUCCAUCCAUCUUAUGAGUUUUCUUUUGCACCUGCUUUUUUCCUGGGUUCCACAAUGCUAAGCAAUAUUUUAGAAAUUGAUAGAACCAGAAGCUUUUAAGGCUGAGUCGUGGGAUUUUAUAACCCACAACUUAGAUCUCCUUUAAUGUGUAAGCCAUAUUCUAUAUGCAUAUUAGGUAUGCAUUAUUCUAAUUUAAGAUAUAUUUGUGCAUAGACUAUGUAUAAAGUGCUUUUAAAUGUUCUGUGAAUAAGGCCCUUAAUUUUUGUUUCACCUGAAUCCUGUGUAGAACUGAGCUAAAUAACUGAAUUGUAUCAUAGACAUUAUAAUGCAAUUGGUAUUUUAAAUGUAAGCAGUAUGAAUUUAUCUAUGAUGAUGUGUUGGGGAAGAAUUUAUAGAUAUGUACAUCAUGGUGACUUUUUGUCUUUUAAAAAUGGACUUUUUAUUUCUAUUUAUGAAGACAUUAUAACUACUGCUUUCAAUGUCUUUUUAAAAGUAGCUAUUUACCAGCUAGAAAAUACUCUGCAUUUAAAAUAGAAUCUGACUAUCUGGGAAGUGUGAUUACUUUUGUUCUUAUUUGAGCCAGUUGUCUUCCAGAAAACUACAGAAUCUCUCCAGGAAGAAGUAAAUUGAAACACUGCUUCUCAAUUGUCAUAGGAAACUUGUCUGCUUUGUUCUCAUUGAUACUUUAAGAUCUAUAGACUUUGUUACUAAAAAAAAAAGAGAUAGAGAAAUAUAAUGAAUUCAUCAGUUUCUGUAUAUGGGCUUUCACCUAAUUUUCCAGAUUAUUUAACUUAUAAAGCACUGUGACAAUUUACAGAGGAAGUGAAGAAAACAGGCUCUACUUCUUCAGGAGAAUUGUCAGGCUUUGAUACGCUUUUUCCUUUUCUAAUCUACCUUCCUUUCUCCAUUCCCUACUUCCCCUCCCCUUUUCACUUCCCUUGUUCUUUCUUUCCUUCCUUCCCUCUCAGAUGGCUACUGACUGGUGCUGACUGGCGGGAGUGGGCGUGGUUACCUUACCCAGCCCUCUGCCAACACCAGUGUUGGUCUUUGCUGAAGACAAGGUCGAUGAGUCAGGCCGCUGCAUCUCAGUUGUCCUACUUUGCAUUAUUAUCCUCAGCUCCACCACGUAUAUCCAACAAUUUCUUAGGCCUUUUUAUUCAGCCAGUAGCUCUUUUAUUUAAUUUUUAACUUGACAAGCUACAAUUCUUGUGUUUUUAUUCUGCUAUAGUUCUCUGUAUCUCCUAUUACAUAUGAUUGUUAAAUAAAUCAUACUUGUUGGGAAAAUAUUGCGAAACACUUGGUGUCUGAUAUAAUUCAAUUUGGUGGGACAUUGAAAAGUUGGAGAAAUCAGGAAUACCAGAUAGAUGUGACUUUUGAUAUGAGUUCUGUCAGAAAAUGAUUUUUGCUCUAUUAAAUAAAUAUUCAUUGAACAUUUA
Messenger RNA from Suricata suricatta (meerkat), 4461 nucleotides. RefSeq names its product phosphodiesterase 1A (gene PDE1A). The coding region runs from base 131 to 1726 and encodes 531 amino acids. Lineage: Eukaryota; Metazoa; Chordata; Mammalia; Carnivora; Herpestidae. Gene Ontology annotation, biological process: signal transduction. The record is from RefSeq and is a predicted model, not a curated record. The transcript is spliced from 16 exons. Gene Ontology annotation, molecular function: 3',5'-cyclic-nucleotide phosphodiesterase activity.